UUUUUGCCCGUUACUUUUCUCCAUUGAUUCUAAUACCAGUUACGGGUUGUCAGGCAAUUGUUGUGUUUGUGAUCAGCAUACAUGCCUAUGCUUAUGAAAAAAGUGAAACGGAGGAGGUUUCAAUGGUAGCGCUUUCUGGAUGUAUUUGGUUGCAGGCAUUUGUAAUGACAUUAGAGACAAAUUCCUUUACAAUAUUGCAACAUCUUGCUGUAUGGGGAAACUUAGCUGCCUUCUAUAUCAUCAACUGGAUCUUCAGUGCCAUUCCAUCAUCAGGGAUGUAUACAAUUAUGUUUCGCUUGUGUAGACAGCCAUCUUAUUGGAUGACAAUGUUGCUCAUAGUUGCAGCAGGGAUGGGUCCGAUUCUAGCGCUGAAGUACUUCCGGUAUACUUACAGACCAAGCAAAAUCAAUACACUUCAGCAGGCUGAACGGUUGGGAGGGCCUAUCCUGUCGAUUGGGAGCAUUGAACCACAACCAAGAACCAUAGAAAAUGAUGUUUCUCCGUUAUCAAUAACUCAACCCAAGAACAGAAAUCCAAUUUUUGAACCUCUACUAUCAGAUUCACCAAAUUCUACUAGAAGGUCUUUUGGUUCAGGAGCACCUUUCGAUUUCUUUCAAUCCCAGUCCAGAUUGUCUACUUCCAACUACUCAAGAAAUUGUAAGGACAACUGAUUUGUACAAUUCAUUUAGCGGGCAUUAAAUCAAACACAACUCAUUAUACGUGCGGAAAGUUGAACUGUAGUAUCGAUUUUUUUGUAAAUCAAGCAUUGUACGUAGCAGGUAACGAUGUCAAUACACCUCGAUUAAAUUAAACAGAGUAAUAUUUUCCUUUUUCAGGAUAGA
Messenger RNA from Prunus avium (sweet cherry), 842 nucleotides. The record is from RefSeq and is a predicted model, not a curated record. Lineage: Eukaryota; Viridiplantae; Streptophyta; Magnoliopsida; Rosales; Rosaceae.